AUGAAGCUAGGUUUCAUCGUGACAGCCCAAACAGCCGCAAGCAAUCUUCACCCGUCGAAUCCGAAACCAGUCAUCAAAAUCUCGCCAAAAAAAUCUACACGAGAAAUAUUGCUCACAGUGAAACCUCAAGACGGAGUCAAGACCCUCGACUCGAACUCGUUCAGUACCCGUGGCUACCAGCUACUGUGCAUUUUAGCUUUAGAGGGAGACAGCAGAUAUGCGAGCCCGGCGUGCUGCGCGCGGAGUAGAGUGAGACAGAUAGAGAUGCGCGAGCGCAACGCAGCCGCCAAACAUUGGUAG
Molecule: messenger RNA, 300 nt
Organism: Spodoptera exigua (beet armyworm)
Lineage: Eukaryota; Metazoa; Arthropoda; Insecta; Lepidoptera; Noctuidae
Source: the annotation of a GenBank genome assembly